AUGGAUAUCCCAGGCCCCAAUUCCACUUUCCCCCAGGGCCCCAGCACCACCUCGGGGCAAAAUGCAGGGCAGAAACGCCCAGCUUUCGAGCACAACAAAGAGCAGCCGUCCAAAAGGCGUGCCGCCAGAGCAUGUCUAUCCUGCCGUAACCGCAAGGUCCGCUGUGAUGUGGUCAACGGAGGACGGCCUUGCACCAACUGUCGCCUUGACAACCAAUCAUGCGUGGUAAAAGAGUCUAAUAGAGGCCGAAAGCCUGGUGUUCUACCCACAGUAUCAAAUCAAGCGCCGCCCGAGUCCCCUCCGCAUUAUGUAUCACACAAUCGACCAUUUUCUCCUGUCCGGUCUUCCCGAAGUCAGCGUACACCAUCGCCAGGUCAGCAGCAACAUAGCAGGCCAAGUGAAGAUCUUGACGCGCUGGCCUAUGACGGUAAGUCAAUUGUGUUGACUAAUUCGCCCGAGAAAGCGGUCGCUGCUUUUGUAUUCAAGUAUGAACCUAAUUUUUCGGUAGACCAACCGAGCCUGAGCCCUUCUGAACAGGCGGGUGAUGAAGUACCUGUUGUUAUCGUGCCGCAAAGCAAUCUUGGCCAUGUCAACAAUUCCUCAUCAAAAGAGGAUAACCCCCCUUUGACCCAAUCACCGACGUCAGUUCAUUGUCAGGUACUCCCCAAGGUCAAUGCCUCGGGCAUAUAUCUUCCCCCCUACAUCAAGCCCAUGCCACGUCAUAUCACAGAUCGAGAUAUCAGCUAUCUUGCGGACAAAGAUGCCCUCACUAUCCCUGACAAUGCGUUACGGGAUGAAAUUUUGAGGGCCUAUGUCACCAUUGUAUAUCCUUUCAUGCCUACUGUUGACCUUGAGGACUUCCUCUUGUCCAUAAUACAGGGCAGUGAACGCGGUUCUGUGAGUCUGAUAUUAUUCCAGGCUAUCAUGUUUGCCAGCGUUGGAUUUGUCGACGCCAAGUUGCUACAGUCACGAGGCUACAGUAGCAGAAAGGCCGCUCGAAAAGUCUUCUUUAGCCGUGUUCGAUUGCUCUACGCACUCGAUUUUGAGCAAGAGCACUUGCCACUCCUACAGGCUGUACUACUCAUGACAUAUUGGUACGACUGCCCUAGCGAUGGUAAAGACUCCUGGUAUUGGACUGGUAUUGCAUUCAGUCUUGCCCAGGUAGUUGGCAUCCACCGCGAAACAGAACUUUGUAGAACAACAAUCAAGAAAAAGCGGCUCAGGCGGAGGAUAUGGUGGUCAUGCAUCAUUCAAGACCGGCUGCUGGCGAUGGGGAUUCGCCGGCCCUCUAGAAUUCGUGAUAAGGGGUAUAACGUGCCGCAGCUUACGUUAAACGACUUUGACCUAAAUGAGCCCUCACAUACCGUGAUCAAGUUCCUUGGCAAAUCAGGAAUGCUCUUGUCAGACCCAUCGGCACGCUCUACUAUGGCAGUUAUGUGCAUCGAGCUAAGCAAGCUUGCGGUUUGUUUAGGUCACAUUCUCCACUCACAAUACUCAGUUGUGAGCGACCAACCCAUGAUCGCCGAAUAUAUGCUGAGAAUCAUCGUCGUUCCAACGCGGUCGAAGUCGUCCGCGGAUGAUGUGACCAAAUGUGACCUGGAGCUGAAAGAGUUUGUCAAUAAUCAAGAUGCCCGGUCCAAAUACACCACUGGCACUCGACAGACAGGAGAUAAGAAUGAGACAGACCGAAUAAUUCGCCUGCACCAAGCCAUACUACGUAUGAACUAUCUUGCAGCGGUCAAUAUUUUGCAUAAGCCACAGGUGUUCUAUGCAGAGUCUGAGACCACGGAUAGUAACGCCCAAAAGAAGUCAUCAAGAGAGAAAGUCACAAAUGCUGCUAUCGCCUUGACAAAGCUAGCCUUCGAUAUGCAGAUGGACAGCCAGCUGCAGUAUUUAUCAACUAGCAGCGUUCCAGCAUUCCUGUCAGCUGCCUUAUCUCACCUAGGGGAUAUGCGUUCUCACGAAGAGGAGAUUCGCAAUAUCAGCGUUGGCCGCUUCUAUCAGUGCAUUCAUGUCUUACAUCAACUAAAGAGCGUAUACAGCUCAGCCGACUUCGCUAUUCAUUUCCUUGAGGCAGUCUUGAGGAAAAGCGACAUUGCUGUUCCCUCCUUAGUACCUGAGUUGCCUUCGACUAAGCCAAAUUGGAAUAAACCCCAACUAUUGGGAUGCCGAAGCUCAACCCCAGAGAGUGAAGCCGUUUCUCAGGUCGCCACCGCAUAUCCAAGUCCCUCGAGCCAUCCAAAUAUCACCGAGCCGCCUGCAGGGAUUUGGAAUGGAACCAAUAACCAUAAUUGUGAGACCGGCAACGACGACCUGCGUUGCCAUCAAUAUAGUUCGGAAGCUUGGUCGGACGGCGACAGUCAACUUGAUGCUCCCAACAUCGUGGCAAUCGACUUUCUACCCGACUCUUCGUAUAUGGGAAAUUGGUUCAACGUUGGUAGCCCCGUCCCAGCAUUCAUGAACUUUGAUAGCUCUAACACUUGGGCGGUACCAAACAAUGUCACUUCAGGCGAGGAGUUGGGUUUGCUCUAA
Molecule: messenger RNA, 2532 nt
Organism: Penicillium pulvis
Lineage: Eukaryota; Fungi; Ascomycota; Eurotiomycetes; Eurotiales; Aspergillaceae
Product: Zn(II)2Cys6 transcription factor
Exons: 1
Coding region: 1-2532 (843 amino acids)
Biological process (GO): DNA-templated transcription; regulation of DNA-templated transcription
Molecular function (GO): DNA binding; zinc ion binding; DNA-binding transcription factor activity, RNA polymerase II-specific
Source: RefSeq, a predicted model, not a curated record